Molecule: messenger RNA, 2700 nt
Organism: Anguilla anguilla (European eel)
Lineage: Eukaryota; Metazoa; Chordata; Actinopteri; Anguilliformes; Anguillidae
Product: heat shock protein HSP 90-alpha
Exons: 12
Coding region: 253-2427 (724 amino acids)
Biological process (GO): cellular response to heat; protein folding; protein stabilization
Cellular component (GO): cytosol; perinuclear region of cytoplasm; myelin sheath
Molecular function (GO): disordered domain specific binding; ATP-dependent protein folding chaperone; ATP binding
Source: RefSeq, a predicted model, not a curated record
ACUAUCUGUACAGUACAUACUAGCCAGGACAGAAGGAACAGUUAAGUUAACCAGCUGCGAGGCGAGGAAUGCAGGUGAAUAGCUAAAUAGGCUAGUAGUUUUGCUAGUUAGCAAGAUAACUACACGUGACCAACAAAAAAGGAAUUAAUAUACAAAAGGAACAAGAAAGGUUGCGAAGAUAGCUUAGUAAAGACAUUCAUAUCAGCAACGCCCGACAGAAUCUCCAGAAAACUCCAGGUCUGCUGCUUCGAGAUGCCUGAAGCAAAUGAUCAGCCCAUGGAGGAGGAGGUGGAGACUUUUGCCUUCCAGGCGGAGAUUGCCCAACUGAUGUCCCUGAUUAUCAAUACUUUCUACUCCAACAAAGAGAUCUUCCUCAGGGAGCUCAUCUCCAACUCCUCAGAUGCUCUUGACAAAAUCAGAUAUGAGAGCCUGACAGACCCUGCCAAGCUGGAUUCUGGGAAAGACCUCAAGAUUGACAUCAUUCCGAACAAAGAGGAGCGCACGCUAACCCUCGUCGACACAGGCAUCGGGAUGACUAAGGCUGACCUGAUCAACAACCUGGGAACCAUUGCCAAGUCAGGAACGAAGGCUUUUAUGGAGGCCCUGCAGGCUGGGGCUGACAUCUCUAUGAUUGGUCAAUUUGGUGUGGGCUUCUAUUCCGCCUACCUGGUAGCUGAGAGGGUGACCGUCAUCACCAAGCACAAUGACGAUGAGCAGUAUACCUGGGAAUCAUCUGCUGGGGGCUCUUUCACAGUCAAAGUGGACACCUGUGAGCCUCUGGGCCGUGGAACAAAAGUGAUUCUGCAUUUGAAAGAGGACCAGUCCGAAUACCUUGAGGAGCGGAGGGUGAAAGAAAUUGUAAAAAAGCACUCCCAGUUUAUUGGAUACCCUAUUACACUGUUUGUGGAGAAAGAGCGUGAUAAGGAGGUGAGUGACGAUGAGGCAGAGGAGGAAAAGGACAAAGAGGAAAAGAGUGAAGAGGACAAACCUGACAUUGAGGAUGUGGGCUCUGACGAAGAGGAGGAUGAGAAACAGAGCUCCGACAAGAAGAAGAAGAAGAAGAUCAAGGAGAAGUACAUUGACCAGGAGGAGCUGAACAAGACCAAGCCCAUCUGGACAAGAAACCCAGAUGACAUUACCACAGAGGAGUACGGCGAGUUUUACAAGAGCCUGACCAAUGACUGGGAGGACCACCUGGCUGUAAAGCACUUUUCAGUUGAAGGCCAGCUGGAGUUCAGGGCCCUCCUCUUUGUGCCAAGGCGUGCCCCCUUCGACCUGUUUGAGAACAAGAAGAAGAAGAACAACAUCAAGCUCUAUGUGCGCAGGGUGUUCAUCAUGGACAACUGUGAUGAGCUCAUACCAGAAUACCUCAACUUCAUCAAAGGUGUGGUGGACUCUGAGGACCUUCCCCUGAACAUCUCCAGAGAGAUGUUGCAGCAGAGCAAGAUCCUGAAGGUGAUCCGUAAGAACCUGGUGAAGAAGUGCUUGGAGCUGUUUACUGAGCUUGCUGAGGCUAAGGACAACUACAAGAAGUGCUAUGAGCAGUUCUCCAAGAACAUCAAGCUUGGAAUCCAUGAGGAUUCUCAGAACCGCAAGAAGUUGUCAGAGCUGCUAAGAUACUAUACCUCUGCCUCUGGAGAUGAGAUGGUGUCCCUCAAGGACUAUGUCACUCGCAUGAAGGACAAUCAGAAACAUAUCUACUACAUUACUGGUGAGACAAAAGACCAAGUGGCCAACUGUGCCUUUGUGGAGCGCCUUCGCAAGGCGGGCCUUGAGGUAAUCUACAUGAUUGAGCCCAUCGAUGAGUACUGCGUCCAGCAGCUCAAAGAGUUUGAAGGAAAGAACCUGGUGUCUGUGACCAAAGAGGGCCUGGAGCUGCCUGAGGAUGAGGAGGAGAAGAAAAGGCAAGAGGAGAAAAAAGUAAAGUUUGAGAACCUCUGCAAGAUUAUGAAAGACAUCUUGGAGAAGAAAGUAGAGAAGGUCACAGUCUCCAACCGCUUAGUGGCUUCCCCCUGCUGCAUUGUCACCAGCACUUAUGGCUGGACAGCCAAUAUGGAGAGGAUAAUGAAAGCUCAGGCGCUGAGGGAUAACUCCACUAUGGGCUACAUGGCUGCAAAGAAGCACCUUGAGAUUAAUCCCGAGCACCCCAUUGUCGAGACUCUCAGACAGAAGGCCGAGGCUGACAAAAACGACAAGUCAGUAAAGGACCUAGUCAUCCUUCUCUUCGAGACUGCAUUAUUAUCCUCAGGCUUCACGUUGGAUGAUCCCCAAACACACUCAAAUCGCAUCUACAGGAUGAUUAAGCUUGGCCUGGGUAUUGAUGAGGAUGACAUGUCAAUGGAGACGGAAACUAAACCUGCUACUGUUGAGGAUAUGCCGCCCUUGGAAGGAGACGACGAUGCAUCCAGGAUGGAGGAAGUCGACUGAGUUUGAAUGCUUAACUUUAGUUGGUUUGAAAUCUGGAGUACCAGUGCUGACUGCAUGUGACCAAUUUUGAUGCUUAAAAAUGAAAAUCGAUUACCCUGUUCAUUGCAGUACCUGCUGACAUUCUGUAUUUUUAUUAAUUUGUUUUCCAUUUAAUUUUGUAAUGUUUAGUUUUUUUAUUUUGUAUUUUUUACAUUCCAAUACUUUUUUGUGUGUGAAAUAACUUGCGUUGUACAUUUCUUUGAAAUAAAAGUGUUGAAAUGGUUGGAUCUAGAA